GUAUUUAUUACAACAAAAAUGUCCAAGUUUUCAUAGCUGACGUUCUGUAGACAGACCUUCCUUAUCCCAGUGUUGUCCAUAAUGCUCCCAGAGCGAGACAGACAGCAGAGGGGGAACGAGCGAACUUGCACCUACGGCCACAUUGAGCGUAGGCAGUUCCCACAGGUGGGGCUGCACAGAGGAGGUGCUUCCUGUUUCACAAAUUUUUUUUCUUCAGCGUGAGCACCAGCUAACUGUCACUCGUCACCGGCACCUUGCUGCCUUCAUCGUCUCGCAGCGGCUGAGGAGGAGAGAGUGUCGUGGGAGAGAGAUGAACCUGCACAGGACAGGGGUCCUGACAGUCCUUGUUCUUGUCUUCCAUCCUGCCGAAGCCAUGGAUAUUAUGGACCCCAGAAUCUGCUACGUCCUCGAUGGCCUCCUGAUGCUGUACAGCAUCAUCAUGACAGCGCUCUUCUUUAAGGCCAAGUUUGGGACCCAAAGCAUUUCAAAGGAAGAAGGCAUCUAUUCGGACCUAAAUAGAGCACCUGACACCUACGACCAGCUGAGGGGUGCGAACGACCUGGAGAUCGGGACAAUGCAGCGCCAGAGGUCAGGCAAUGAUGGCGUUUACACGCCGCUGCAGAAAAAGGACGAUGACACUUACAAACAGAUCACAGGGAAUAGAGAGCGUAAGAAAAACAAGAACGAACAAGUGUACCAGGGCCUGACCGGAGCCACCAGAGAUACUUACGACGCCCUGCAGAUGCAGCCCAUGCUCCCUCCCCGCUAAAGCGCAGGACCCCCAGGCUGUCCUUCCAAAGGGCUGUAGCCGUAUUCACUGAGCCCAAAGCCCCCUUAUGGUUUUUGCAGAGCACAGGAGGACGGUUGGUGAAAGAUCAGGGUACAAGUUCAUUAAAGCUAAAAAUUAGGCAGAGUGGCUUCCUGGUGUAUCGAUCUGCUCGGUAUUAUUUGUUUAGUAAAAGGAAAUGUUAGUCUUAUGAUGAAGAAAAAUAUUUAUAAUAGCAGAAAGGGUUUUUGAAAGUGUUUUUGAAGAUUUGGUGCAUUUGGAAGUUACACAAAAGACCAAAAACGAAAUGGUGGUUCACCACACGUUAAAGUCGAUCGCAGCUGCAGGAGCGUCACCAGCUUUGUGGGUGCCAGCAAAGGGCUGUUUGACGUUUACAGUAACCUCCCUGAUUUCAGCUCUGUUUCUAAAUAUCCAGGUAUCAUACACCAGUUUUACAAGAAAAGGUUAUUCCUGUCUAAUCACUCUUGGAAGUGCUUAGGUACCAACAUGACAUUUUUAAUGUACAUAGUUUUAGCUCAUUGUUUAGUAAUAUUUUAUGUUUAUUUGCAUUAGGAACAUCACAAAAAGUGUCAAAAGUUUUUAAUGUACUAGAGGUUGUAGAUAAAUGGAUUACUUGAAAUCCAAAGUUAAGAUUUUACUCUGCGAUUAACUAUCAACCCAGUAAAGAACCUUUUUACUAUAAAACCUGCCUAUUUCUGAAAUAUCCUCAUUUAUUUAAGUACUCCCUGGGUUACAGACGAUCUUUUUAUCUGCUAAAAUUAUUUACAGACUCAUUGUACAAAAUAAAGGAGUUUCAUUACA
This is a messenger RNA of Brienomyrus brachyistius, 1588 nucleotides long. RefSeq names its product T-cell surface glycoprotein CD3 zeta chain-like. Gene Ontology annotation, molecular function: transmembrane signaling receptor activity. Gene Ontology annotation, cellular component: membrane. Gene Ontology annotation, biological process: cell surface receptor signaling pathway. NCBI's taxonomy places the organism in Eukaryota, Metazoa, Chordata, Actinopteri, Osteoglossiformes, Mormyridae. The record is from RefSeq and is a predicted model, not a curated record. The coding region runs from base 311 to 769 and encodes 152 amino acids. The transcript is spliced from 8 exons.